Messenger RNA from Sapajus apella (tufted capuchin), 1048 nucleotides. It is a transcript of the gene NPPC, whose product is annotated as natriuretic peptide C. Lineage: Eukaryota; Metazoa; Chordata; Mammalia; Primates; Cebidae. Gene Ontology annotation, molecular function: hormone activity; hormone receptor binding. Gene Ontology annotation, biological process: receptor guanylyl cyclase signaling pathway; cGMP biosynthetic process. Gene Ontology annotation, cellular component: extracellular region. Bases 149 to 529 code for a protein of 126 amino acids. The transcript has 3 exons. The record is from RefSeq and is a predicted model, not a curated record.
CAGAGCGCACCCAGCCGGCGCUGCGCAGCACUGGGACCCUGCUCGCCCUGCAGCCUCGCCAGCCUGCUCCGCACCCGCCUACCGGUCUGUCCGCCGACCCGCGCGCCCUCGCUGCCGCCUGUCUGCGCCCCUCAACCCCAGCGGCACCAUGCACCUCUCCCAGCUGCUGGCCUGCGCCCUGCUGCUCACGCUGCUCUCACUCCGGCCCUCCGAAGCCAAGCCCGGGGCGCAGCCGAAGGUCCCGCGAACCCCGCCGGGAGAGGAGCUGGCGGAGCCCCAGGCUGCGGGCGGCUGUCAGAAGAAGGGCGACAAGGCUCCCGGGGGCGGGGGCGCCAACCUCAAGGGCGAUCGGUCGCGACUGCUCCGUGACCUGCGCGCGGACACCAAGUCGCGGGCAGCGUGGGGACGUCAUGUGCAGGAGCACCCCAACGCGCGCAAACACAAAGCAUCCAACAAGAAGAACUUGUCCAAGGGCUGCUUCGGCCUCAAGCUGGACCGAAUCGGCUCCAUGAGCGGCCUGGGAUGUUAGUGCGGCGCCCCCUGGCGGCGGACUGGAAACUGGCUCCGUUGUGCUGAGGUCAUCUUUGGUCAUCAGCCUUCAGCAUCUGGAAACACCUCCAACGCAAUGUGGCUUUGACAUUUCUUUCUUUCUUUCUUUUUUUCCUGGUACUGGGGAUACACAAUACCAGCUGUUUUAUUAUUAUUUGGGGAGGGGGUUGUGAUUUUAUUGUUUUUUUUUAAAUGAAAAAUAAAAAGUUAUAUAUUAUAUAUAUAUUAUAUACAUGAAACACACACACCUACACCGACUCGAUGACAAGGGACAGUUUUUAAGAGACUGACAGAACCAGCUGUAAAACAUUGCUGUUUGUAAAUUCAUGUCAUGCAUAAAUGUAUUUAUGUUGUAAAGCUAUUUAUAUUGUUUAUAAAGAUAUAUUUAUAAAAAUUUUAUUUAUGUAACUAAAUGAAAGAAGUCAAUCAUUGUAAUGUUUUUGUCCUAACUAGUUGAAAAAAUGUAAAAAAAAAGUCAUUCCAUGAAUAUCUUGAAAAC